GGCCGGCGAGCCCCGUCUGCCCGCUCCUUCCGACGGCUGGGCAGCACCCCCCGGCUCCGACCCCCACCCCCGGCUGCCCCGGGGCUGGCUCUGCCGCCGAGCUCUGCGGCCGCGUCCCCAGGCUCCCGCCGGACCGGCCCUGGGACGGGGAUCGCGGGAGCCCGCGGUGCCGUGACAAGGGGACGUGGUGGUGUCCGGUCCCCGGGGUGCUCUGGGCCGCCAUCCCCGGCACGCGCAGCUUGUGUCCCCUUCGCCCCAUCACGGGCAGCCCGGCCCCGUUACGCUGCCCACGUCGCCUGGCACGGCCUCCCAAACCGGGCCGGGCCGAACCAGCCCCGGGAGCCAGCGGCAGCCCACCCGCAGGAGGGUGGGACAAGCCGUAGCACACGGAUGAGUUUGUCGGGUCUCAGCACAGGGUCUGGGCAUGCAAUGGGGCAUGCAAUGAGGUGGAGGGUGAAAGGGUGCCAUGUAUUGGGGUGAGAGCCCUGGAGCUGGCAUCAGAGGGACCCUUCUCACUGACACCCGGCUCCUCCCUCCUCUCCAUCCCUUGCCCUGGCUGGCGGCGGUCACCGGAGGAGGCUGCUCUGACCGUGUCCCCCCACAGUACAUGGGGUGCAUCGAGGUGCUGCGCUCCAUGAGGUCUCUUGACUUCAACACCCGGACACAGGUCACCAGGGAAGCCAUCAACAGACUCUACGAGGCCGUGCCGGGCGUGAAGGGCAUCUGGAAGAAGAAGGCUCCCAACAAAGCCCUUUUCUCCAUCCUGGGCAAGAGCAACCUCCGCUUCGCUGGCAUGAGCAUCGCUGUCAACAUCUCCGUCGACGGGCUGAACCUCAUGAUCCCCACCACGCGCCAGAUCAUCGCCAACCACCACAUGCAAUCCAUCUCCUUCGCUUCUGGCGGGGACACGGACACCACGGACUAUGUCGCCUACGUCGCCAAGGACCCCAUCAACCAGAGAGCCUGCCACAUCCUGGAGUGCUGCGAGGGGCUGGCACAGAGCGUCAUCAGCACGGUGGGACAGGCCUUCGAGCUGCGCUUCAAGCAGUACCUGCACAGCCCCCCCAAGGUGGUGGCACCCCCGGACAGGGCUCUGGGUGCAGAGGAAUCAGCCUGGGGGGAGGACGAGGAGGCGGCCGAGCACGAUUACUACAACAGCAUCCCGGGGAAGGAGCCGCCCCCGGGGGGGCUGAUCGACUCCCGGCUCCGGCACGGCACCAUCCUGGGCCACGUCCACAACCAGCCCUCCGGCUCCAGCGCCCCCAGCCAGGGUGGGUUCGCAGCCAGGCGAGACCAGAGCAGCCAGCCGGGGCCACCCUGGGACCUGGAGAGCCAGGGUGGGUACCGCUGCGGGGGGACCCCGGGGACGGCGGACGGCCACCCCCUGGGCCCCCGGGACUACGAGGAGCACAUGUACGUGAACACGCAGAGCCUGGACGCCUGGGAGCCAGAGGCGGCGGCUCGUGGGGUGCCAGAGGAGAGCCCCAAAAAGGACCUCUUUGACAUGAGGCCAUUUGAGGAUGCCCUGAAACUCCAUGAGUGCAUCGCGGGGGGCAGCACCAGCCCCCCCAUCGAGGACCAGUGGCCGAGCCCCCCCACGCGGAAGGCCCCCAUCGCCCCCACGGAGGAGCAGCUGAGGCGGGAGCCGUGGUACCACGGGAAGAUGAGCCGUCGGGACGCUGAGAGGCUGUUGCAGGCGGACGGGGACUUCCUGGUGCGGGACAGUCUCACCAACCCGGGGCAGUACGUGCUGACGGGGAUGCACAGCGGGCAGCCCAAGCAUCUGCUGCUGGUGGAUCCCGAGGGCGUGGUAAGGACCAAGGACGUGCUGUUUGAGAGCAUCAGCCACCUCAUCAACCACCACCGGCAGAACGAGCAGCCCAUCGUGGCCGCGGAGAGUGAGCUGCACCUCCGCCAGGUCGUCCGCAGGAAGCAGUGAUGCCGGGCGGUACGUGAGCCCCCGAUCUGCUCCCCUGGUUCCAGACUUGCCCCAGACCCAGGGCAAACCUGGGGCUCCUCCACUCUCCCCUCUUCUGGUUGUGCCUGCCCUCGGGGGAGCAAAGCCCCCAAACCCCCAGGGUUGGGCUCCCCAUCCCCCUCCCCAGUGGGGCCUCGUGGUCCCUGGUCCUGAAGGGCACCCCCCAUCGCUGUGUCCCAUCCAUCGUCCCCGUGCGUCCCCUUGCCCAGCUGGACACGAAGAUGUUUAUUCCAUGUGUGGAGGCAAAACGGGGUGUGAGUGACUGGGUGGCCCCAUUGAGGGGGACCGACCUGCCUGGGGCUGCCCUGUCCCCUCUGGCCUGGGGUCCUCCCUGUGUGGGGCUGUGUGCCCCCAGCCCGUGGUACCACCAGCUCCCACUUGCCCCACGUUGCGGCCCCCGGUGCCGGCUCCAUCCCGGCACAUGGAACUGGUCUCUGGACGAUGAUGGAGCAAACGGGGUUGGGACUGGUGCCAGGAGCCUCAUCCCAGGGCUCCCAGGGUGGGAUGGGCCGAGGGGGCUCAGUGUGUGCGUGCGUGUGUGCAUUGGUGUGUGAGUGUGCAUGUGUAUCUGUGUGUGUGCCUGUGCACAGGUGUGUGAGGGGCAGCCGGGGGACCAGCCCCCUGCCCACAGAGCCGUGCCUCUCACCCAACACUGCUGCUCAGGACCCGACUCCCUGCAUCAUUCCUCCCAACAUCUGGGAGUACCCCCCGUCCGUGGGGUCCCCCGUCCGUGGGGGCUGUGCCCCCCGGCUUGGCUCUGGCCGUGGGACUGGGCAUAAACAUCUCUUGGAGGCCGGUGCUGCUGGAUGUCCCUGUCGCUCCCACAUUUCCAGCUGGAUUCUCCCCAGGAGCUGCUGCCGUGUGAGGCUCCCGGUGGCGCUGAGCCCCCACAGCCCCCCCCGGGCUGGGGCCAGGACGAAGCUGCUGCGGGAGGCGCAGGGCAGGGUGAGCUGCUGGCACCGAGCGGCCAGGGCUGCCGGGAGGAGAGGAGUCCCACGGCCCCCAGGGACCCCCCCGGCCGGCUCGGGGCUUUGGCAGGUUUUUACGGCGUACACGUCCCCUUCUCCAGCGUGUCUGGCUCUGGGUGCGGGUUCGUGGUUUGGAAUAAGUUUCUAAUUAAACCUGGAAAUGAG
Calidris pugnax (ruff) is the source of this 3111-nucleotide messenger RNA. It is a transcript of the gene SHC2, whose product is annotated as SHC (Src homology 2 domain containing) transforming protein 2. The transcript has 11 exons. The record is from RefSeq and is a predicted model, not a curated record. Gene Ontology annotation, molecular function: receptor tyrosine kinase binding. Bases 467 to 1939 code for a protein of 490 amino acids. Gene Ontology annotation, biological process: intracellular signal transduction; cell surface receptor protein tyrosine kinase signaling pathway. Gene Ontology annotation, cellular component: plasma membrane. Lineage: Eukaryota; Metazoa; Chordata; Aves; Charadriiformes; Scolopacidae.